Dendronephthya gigantea is the source of this 5252-nucleotide messenger RNA. Its product is annotated as guanylate cyclase soluble subunit alpha-2-like. The transcript has 7 exons. The record is from RefSeq and is a predicted model, not a curated record. Gene Ontology annotation, molecular function: heme binding; guanylate cyclase activity. Gene Ontology annotation, cellular component: guanylate cyclase complex, soluble. NCBI's taxonomy places the organism in Eukaryota, Metazoa, Cnidaria, Anthozoa, Malacalcyonacea, Nephtheidae. The coding region runs from base 555 to 2570 and encodes 671 amino acids. Gene Ontology annotation, biological process: response to oxygen levels; cGMP biosynthetic process.
ACGGGGGACGACUGCAUACGGCGUUUUCAUUUCAAUUUGUGAUGAGGAAAAGUAUAAUUCGCGUUUGUGGUUGGCCGUUUCUUCGAGAGGCAAUAUACAGCUAAGCUGCCAAUAUUUAAAUUAAUCAUGAAAUCUUGUAUGCAGUGAAGAAGCGGACCGCAGGUGUGCAAGAAUAAAAUCUCACAACGCGAUUUGAUAGAUGCGAAUGUAUUGAAUAUAUACGCCGAAGGACCGUAAUAUAAACGGCCGUAUACCGUUUGCCUUUAUCGCGUUCCGUUGGUAUAGGAAAGGUCAUCGAGCAUUUAAAAAAAGUUCGGCAUGCGACUCCGGAAGUGAGUUGUGAUCCACACGGAACUCAUUUGGCCUGUACCCCAUUCGAAUUUGCACAUAUUAAAUGGUUAAUAUAGUUUAAUUUGAUGGUAGCAGAAUGCUAUGACGGGCUACUGAUGUGAUAUAUUUUGUGUGACAUACAAUAACGCACGUCCAGUGGCACAGGUAACAAUGACAGACGUGCUGUCGAAGAUUUCAAUCUAUUCCACGACAUCGUAAACGACAUGCUCGCUUUUAUACACAAAAUCCUAUACGAUUUGGUCGUAGAGACAUUUGGCGUGCAGAAAUGGAACGAAAUAAGGGACGAAGCGGGUCUCUCAGAGAACGAUACAGAAGAGUUCUGCGACUCGGACAACCACGGAAAGGUCUACGAAGAUGAAAUGAUUUGGAGAAUUGUGAAGAUCGCAUCGCGAGUAUUAGACACGCCAGAAGACGACUUGUUGGAUGCGUUCGGAGUAAAAUUUGUAAACGUGAGCUUCAAUGAUCAUCAGAAAAUGUUAACAUCACUCGGAUGUUCAUUACACACUAUGCUGAACAACCUGGAUCACAUGCACCAAGUUUUCAAAGAGGCGAAGAGGUAUGACGGCAUGAGAGCGCCAUCGUUUACCUGCGAACCAGCUGAUAAAAAGGGACAUGUCCUCACAGUACAUUAUUUUUCCGGGCGAAGGGGUUUGGAGAAGUUUGUUUGCGGAGCAUUAAGACAAUGUGCCAAAGUGUUAUGCGAUGUAACUGUAGUUGUAGACGUUUUCAAGAAAUUCGAUCCGGAAACUGGGUGCGUGACAUUCAAGAUUGAAAGUUCAGAUGUGCCGCUGACUGACCAAGUCAAUGAUGAAGUUCAUGGAAUAAAACGCAAGAAGUCCUCAAACGUCAAGGAUCUCCCGAUUAACAUGGAGACAUUUUGUAAAGCCUUUCCGUUCCAUAUUAUCUUCAACCGAAAUUUUGAAAUUGUGCAAAUGGGAAGCGCACUCGUGCGAAUACUCGGUGGAAGCCUUUUGAAUCAAAACAAUCGAUUAAGUGACUACUUUCAACUGGUUAGGCCGGAUAUUGAGUGGAGCUUUCGUUCAAUUCAAGCACAAUGCAAUUCAUCAUUUCUGCUCCAUCUUAACAGUGCAGUUUCCGAGAAAACACAACGAGUUAUGAAUCUCACAGGACAAAUGAUCCACAUGCCCGAAUCGGAGUGCAUACUUUACGUUGGUUCCCCAGUUGUGGAAAACCUGGAUCACUUGCGCAAGCAAGGAUUAUACAUCAGUGAUAUUCCAAUCCACGAUGCGACUAGGGAUUUGAUUUUAGUAAGCGAACAGUCAAAGGCGCAAGGCGGUCUAAAGAAACGACUGCAAUCACUGAAGGCGAAAGUACAAGAGACGUCCGCGGAACUUGAACAUGAGAAAAAGAAAACUGAGGAUUUAUUAGAAGCAAUUUUCCCCAAAGAGGUUGCACAGCAACUUAUUCAUAAGAAACCCGUAGAUGCGCAGACAAUCGAGAGCGUUACGAUGUUGUUCAGUGAUCUUGUGGGCUUCACGGCAAUAUGUGGAAAGUGCGUCCCCAUGGAUGUCGUGAAUAUGUUAAGUGCUCUGUACACGAAGUUUGACACGAGAUGUACAGAAUUAGAGUUGUAUAAGGUUGAGACAAUUGGUGACGCAUAUGUCGUAGCAGGUGGAUUGGAUGUUAAAAUGACCGACCAUGCUUAUCGUAUAGCGCUGAUGGCGCUUUCUAUGAUGGAAUCCGCGGCCCAGGUGGUCUCGCCAGAGAAUAAGCCCCUGCGCAUGCGCAUUGGCAUUCAUACUGGAUCCGUCGUGACUGGAGUUGUUGGAGUGAAAAUGCCACGGUAUUGUUUAUUUGGGAAUAACGUUACUCUUGCUAACAAGAUGGAGUCGGGAAGUGAGGCUGGGAAAAUUAACGUGAGUCCGGCAACAUACAAGUAUUUGAAGUCGUUCAACGCGUUUUCCUUCGAAAUGCGCGACCAAAGUGUCUUGCCAGAUGCAUACCCAAGGUGUGGUAACGAGACGUGCUACUUUCUCACCAGAAAAGCAAGCAGUGCCGGCAAAAGUAAAAUGGUGGUCAAGGUAACGGUCACAGAAGAGAAUGCUCCACCAAAUCAUACUUUGGAAAAGAUAGAAGAGAGUAAGAAAAACAAUCCAUAUAAUGAAGUUAAAUUAACACCGGCGGAAUCAAACAACAAAGGGAAAGUUAAGGAGCGUUCACCACGUCGUUGGGAAACACGGUUUUGUUCACUCACGUGACCUGACUUAAGCCCGAAAUGGAAAUGAAUAAAGUGACUCCGCAACCUAACUGCGUCAUGAACGCAUUUCCUCUGUGAAAUCAAAUUUACGGGUACCAAUAGUUCCAACCGUUCAUUUCUGAAGUAACAAACAUAUUCAGCGCGUUGCAAUAACUGAACUUCACCCUGAGUGAAAAGUAUCAGCAGCGAGCAAGUAGUAGGCUUAGGGCAACUCGUCGACUUGAGAAUGGUAUUGUAAUAAUAUAAACUCCAAAUUUAAUAAUAUAUAUAAUUACGUUUUGUAUAUAUUGCUUGUGACAGGAGGCAAAAAUUGACUAACUAAAAUUAUGCUUAAACACACGAAUAUAGGUUCAUGCCAUACAAAUUUUCUUACAUAAUGCAUUAGUUGGCAGGUUAUAAUCAUCUUUGUAGACCUACGUUUUCACUGUAUAGUUUAAUACAUCGGCUAACUGAAUGUCUCAUUUUGAGCUCGCCAUAUCUCAUAUAUCGUGUACUUAUACUUGUAUGUAGAUAUUAAUUAAUGCAAAUGUUAAACAGCGGAACGCAAUUAUAUGUACAACUCUGCAGGGGAGGAGUUUUGAGGUUAUUUGCACACGUUAUAACUCUCACGCUGACACGAUCUUGAGCUCGCAUUUUUGAAGAUAUUAGCAUUAUGAAAAAAAAAACAUUGGUUUUGUUAUAUAUGCAUGUUGAUAGUUCUGAUAAUGUCCAUAGGCGUGAAACACAAAGGGUUUUCAGGGAUUUCGGUGUUUCACAAACUGUAUGGUAGUUUUGUAUACAAUAAUAAGCAACUUCUCAAUAAUAUUUCCUCUAUUCAUGAGCUAUAUAUGGAGUGCAGCGCUAAUCCUAUAUCGGCAAUUAUUCCGUUGUAUUCUUAUCAAUUAUUUAGAAAAUAUUGAUGUAAUUUAUAACAACUUUUGGAAAUUCUCUAGUAAAAUUGCAAUGUCGAUGAAAAUCAGCUUGAAAUGAUAAUGAGAUUUGUAACUGCUAUCGUACAAUUUGGAUUAUAGUUAAAUAUGAUAUAAACAAUGGCUGUUUAAUAUCAUUGACGAACAUCAACAUCAUCGCGAAGGCAGCAGACCUUCUCAGCUUGUAUAUAAAAUAUUAACCAUUUUAACGCACGUGAUCUUCAAUGACGAAUGAAAAUUGGCAAUUCCGAAGCAUGCAUUUUAAGUCAUUAAAUGGUUUAAUUAUUCUUGCAACCAAACAUCUAUAUUAAGCGGUUGACGCAUAUUUGGGUCAUUAUUUAUUUAUUCAUAAGAGUGAUGUGACACCAGUUGGGAAUAUGCUAUUUCUCCCAUGUAGAACGGCAAACGUGUUAAAGCAAUACUUAGUGCAAACUCUGUGGAACUUAAGUCUUAUAAGUGAGGAAACAAGAUACAUGCAAAUAACCGCAUCUUUUAAACGCUGGGCUUUAACAGUAUUUUGGAGUUGCUGUCAUAACGUUGCUCUAAAUAUAGGAAAACUUGAAAUCGAGAUUGUCAAUCACACUGCUGUGCCAAUUGUAGACGAGUCAUAUUUCGGUAUUUUAAUUGCCUUCUUGAAUGCUGAAGUAAAUGCUGUUCAAACAAACAUUCAAAACUCGCUUUCGUUUGAUGUCUAGAAGUUAUGGCAAUAACGCAACGCUUAAACAGGAAGGUUCUUAAAACCAAAUACUUUUUAUAUUCAUCAAUAUGAAAGAAAACGAAAAAAAUAUAAUUUUGAACAGCAAUUAAUUUAAAAAAUUUCAUUUUACCACAACUAAAUUAAACCACAGAUUAAUUACGUUAUUGCAUUUUAUGAAAUUAUGCUAAGUUAUUUUAACACCAUAAUUGGUAAUUUGUAGAAUAUGAAAUUGCUGUUGCUCUGUUGUAUAACAUGAAGCUCUAAAAAAUGUCCUGUACAAGUUGUUAGCAAUGAACAACCAGGGAAUUCUUUACCUGCGUAAAAUAUCAGCAGUUUUAAAAAGUUGACAGUCGAAAUACUUUGUUUGUCUCGUUGACCUGUAAUGACCUGCUGUCAUAUCAAUAACGCCACGCUGCAUGAAACUUGAUAAAAUAUGUUGCUAAGAAACAUGGUCAUAAGUUUGUACUUUCUCGUAAAAUUAGGCCUGUGAUGUAAUUACAUAUGCAGAUGAUAAUACGUCGAAUUGCGACAACUCCUUCAUUCUGUCGAUUGGAAGUGGAAGCUUGCAAACCAUACACUUACACCAUAAUCGUAUAGCUAGGCAAAUUAUGCAUAUUCUUUUUUUUGACAUUUUACGCAUCCGAAUAAACAUGCAUGAUUUAUACCGCUGUUCAAACGCAUCAAUCGUCAAUGCUAAUUAUAUAUCGCUGGCUUCAAUUACCUACCAUUCUCAAGUUUAAAUAUAGCCCUGAAUUUUUUACGUGUCGAAAAGAAUAAGGAGUCACUUUGAUCAUUCAUUUCCAUGUGCUGUGAACAAGAUUGUGUUUCGUUCCCUUUUUGGCACGUAGGUCGCCAUGAAAUUAACAAAUUGGCAAAGGCAGAAUGAUUUCGAAGAAUCUGAUCUAUAUAGAAAUAGGUGAAAUGUAAUGCUAAAAAAUCAGCACUUUGAAAAAUUCUCAAAUGUUCCCAACAACAAAAUGGGUUUGUUUUUUUAAAAGCAAAGAGGUUAAUCUUCAAAAAUACCACUAGAGACACAUAUACAUAUAGUUGUGGCAGCGUUGUGCGUCAGUUUUGAAGU